UUUUUUUUUUUUUUAUAAUCCAGGUAUCGGUGCUUACACUUUUCUAAUCUUAGACCUAUGACCCUCCUAAGAACUAUAGACAUGUAAAUUCGGAUUUGAUCUCAAUUAGUAAAAUCAGUAUUGGCUCCAACUGACACACAAUCCAAUAAGGAAUUAAAUCACUUGCAUCAAGUUUAUAGCAUUUUAGGAGGCUAUAAAUGCUCUUCCCCUUUACCCAAAUGAGCAGAUAAUGUGGGAUGAAAGCCUUGUUCCAAGCAUCAGCCACACUGGGGAAGGCUGUCUAGCACUCCCAAAACUUAAUUUACAGUUUCUGACUCUUCAUGAUUACCUGCUUAGAAAUUUCAACCUUUUCCACCUUGAGUCAACGUUUGAGAUCCGGGAGGACAUCCAAGAAGCUGUGCCACAUCUCCUUGCUCAUAUUGGUAAACGAGGGAGAGACUGGUUUCCGUGGUUGGUCUAGAAUGGCUGUGCCAAUUAAAGAAUUUAAGAUUACUGAGGUAAAGCAGCCAAAUAUUGGAGAGGUGAAGCCAGCCCAGAAGUUACUUUCAGCAUUUCUAGUUACAAAACUCAAAUACGAUCUGAAUGGAAUGCCCUUAAAGAACACGAUGUUCUCCUUCUACUAUCUAUUCGCCCUACAUUUGAGCCCCUAAGUGCAGACGAAUCUGCAAAAGCAACUGUCCCUCAGAAACUUGGUCUUCAAUAUGUAUGUGGUUGUGAAAUUAUUGAGAUCCGAGAUGAGGAGGGAACCCUCAUGAAUGAUUUCACUGGGAGAAUUAAAAGGGAUGAAUGGAAGCCUGCGAAAGGUGAUCUGAGAACUGUAACUAUUGCUCUUGAUACCGCCCAAUACCAUAUGGAUGUCACUGAUAUAGCAGAGAAAGGAGCAGAAGAUGUUUAUGGUAACUUCAAUGUACUCAUAAGGAGGAAACCCAAGGAAAAUAAUUUCAAAGCUAUUUUAGAAUCCAUACGAGAUUUGAUGAAUGAAACUUGUAUAGUUCCUGAUGAUUGGUUGCAUGAUACAUUUUUGGGGUAUGGUAACCCUUCUGCAGCACAGUGGACGAAUAUGCCAGAUCUCCUCGAUACAGUUGAUUUCAAAGAUACCUUCCUUGAUGCUGACCAUGUCACAGAGAGUUUUCCAGAUUAUCAGCUUGGUUUGUUUUAUAAAUUCCGAUGGCACAGAAAACUUGUAACCAAAUCCCCCUUUUCGAAUUGCGCUUCCAAGGAAUCUGAAAGGGAAUGCUCAGGCCCUUCCUGGCAAUGAAAAGUCUUCUGUAACUUCAAUUAACGAUACUAAUAUGGUGGAUGCCAGUACUGAGAGGGUAAAACUUAUUGUUGAGGCUUAUGUUCCUCCUGACCCAGGUCCAUAUCCACAGGAUCAGCCAAAGCAGAAUUCGGUCAGAUUUACACCAAUACAGGUACCAAUGCAUCUUGUCAGUGGUCUUGAAGAGAUGGAGAGCAUUGUCAAUUAUAAAAUUUAUCAGGUAUUAUUCUUUAACCUACUGUAAGACAUUACAUUUGUGUAACAAAAUUCAUUUUUCACCCACAUAAAUAUGCUAAGAUACCUUAGUGGGGAAUAGAGGAUAAAUUUUGUUAUGAUUUCGAUGGUUGUGAUUUAGCUGUUAGUUGAUGCUAUGCUUCUGCUGGACAAGGCUUAGUAGGACGCCUGUAGCUUUCUGCAUUCAAUAAAUUUAAGGCCCUUUUUAUUCUUUUUUGUCUCUAAGAAUCUUGGGAAUGACAAGCCAGUUGAUUGUGAUGUUUUGGUACCAGCAGUUGUGUCCCAACAUUGCUUCUUGAUAAUCAGGGUAGACUUCCAUUGGCCUUCAUUCCUCUUUUGACUUUUAAUAAUAUCAGCAAGAGGAUGACCUUAAAGUGAUUUUGAUAGAAAAUGGAGAAGAAAAUGGAAUUGGCUGCCAAAUGACUUGCUGAGUGUUUUGUAUGAUCUUUUGCACAAUCUAGAGGUUAACUAAGUUGACGGUUUGUUAA
Diospyros lotus (date-plum) is the source of this 1980-nucleotide messenger RNA. RefSeq lists its product as uncharacterized. The coding region runs from base 752 to 1258 and encodes 168 amino acids. NCBI's taxonomy places the organism in Eukaryota, Viridiplantae, Streptophyta, Magnoliopsida, Ericales, Ebenaceae. The record is from RefSeq and is a predicted model, not a curated record. The transcript is spliced from 2 exons.